UUCAGCCAAAAAAUUUCACCAUAUCAACGAAAACAGGAACAUGUUUGGUAAAAGAAAAACUUGUGAAACGAAAAAAAUUUCACUCACGCUCGGUAACCAAAGAAUUAAACUAUUGCAUGUCGAUGCAUUCCAAUAGAUACGUGGCUACUCUUAUUGUUAAACACUGACCUUGAAUCUCAGUGCCCAAACCAAUCAUGAACAACUAACUAUCCAUGGCACGUAAUUUGGAUAAUGUAUGCAAAUUAUGCAAAGCUGGAGUUGUUUUAUAGAGAUACAGAGAGAGAAGACUGAAUUUAGCGGAGAAAUUAUCCGACUUUUGAAUACUCGUUGACCAUUCGCUUGUUACUAUACCGAUGGUCUAACGCCUGCAAGAGAUGACAUCAUUACGUACACCUACAUAUAGAUAAAUAAUUAUCAAGUCGGGAAACCGUGGGGCCUGUCGUACCGUCAAGACUACGUCACUUCACCAAGUUUAUUGACACGAACAGCGGAUCGAUCGCGUAUCAAUAAAACUUUCAAAUCACUUCGGUCUUCCACGUGAGUAAUCCUUGGUUUAUCAGUAUGCCCUGACAGGCCGGUCGCGAAUAAUUGAGACCCCAAUUACUAUAAUUUGUUCACACUGUGCAAACAACUGUGAUGCAACAAAGGUGGAUGCACCGAUGAGGAGCAUGGUUUACACGUUUUUAAGCAUCGUAGAUGGAUCACGUACACUCCAACGUGACAACUGCAACCUCACAUAUUUGGAUCUUACCAAACAAUUACGCAAAAUCAAUUGCAUAGGAUUUCUUCUUUCGUUUACCAUACAGAUACGAUUCGGGGGAAUUGGUCAAGUGAUAUGCCACGCACUUUGAAUUACAUUACUCUACAUUACAUUGCUCCAAGUUCUUGGAAAACCGGAUCCAGGAUGAGCUUUUCCUGUGAACAAAAUCACCCAUCGAUUAUCUUACACCAUCUUCGGAGAUUUGGCUUUCAAUUUUUAGUUCUAAGCGCGCAACAUGCAAUGGUGAACGGACCAUGUUACUCGUAGAUUCGUCGAGCGCUAUCGCGCUAGUCGUCAGGUAAAGCAAUUAGAUGGGGCCUUAGGAGUGGGAUGAAAUCCCAAAGAAACAGUAAAGGUACUGAACCAGUGUAGUGCACUUCGCGGCGACUGGUUAUUCUUACCGCGUUUGUCUCUUACAAUCUCACAUCCUAACAUAUUCACCAGAAUGUCUUUGAAACUAGAAUCAUGCAGCAAGGAAGAGCUGUGCCUCGCGGUAGGCGGUAGUGAAAAACUAUUAUUCGAACUUCGGGAUAGAUUGAGAGACUGGCUCAAGAUGCAACCACAUCUUCCUCAAGACGCGUCCGACGAGAAAUUGGAAUGCUUCAUCACCGGGACAAAGAUGAGCUUGGAACGAGCAAAAGAGAAAUUGGAUAUGUAUUAUACUAUAAGGCGACUCAUACCUGAACUCUUCGAAUCCAGAGAUCCCCGAGGACCCAAACUUUCUGCUUUAUAUGGGAUAAUGCAGUACGUGUGUCUUCCAAAAUUAUCGCCCGAAAAGUGCCGAGUCUGUAUUCUACGGCCAACCGUUAAUGAUGUGAGCAAAUUUGAACCCUGGGAACUUUACAAGUACAUGUUUAUGGUGGGUGAUAUUCGAUUGGACAUAUGCCGAGCCUUCGGUAACAUAUUUGUAUACGAUUUUGCGUUGGUAAGCAUGGGUCACCUGAUGAAAUUAACACCCGUACUGCUCAAGAAGUGCGAAACCGCGUCAUCUGCCUAUGUGGCACGAAUAAAAGGAAUCCACUUCAUCAAUGCACCGCCCUUCAUUGAUCGCAUGGUCACCAUGGUCAAGUCGGUAAUGAAGCCAAAACUUGCUGCCAGGGUGCACGUUCAUGCCGUGGGUGAUUUGGAAUCAUUCUAUGAAUACGUUCCAAAAUCUAUACUACCAAAGGAAUAUGGUGGUGACUAUCUAACCAUGGAUAUCAUAUCUAAUCAGUGGCUCCAAGAAGUAGACCAAUGGCGAGACUGGUUCAUGGAACAGCAGAACGUUUUAGCGGACGAAAGCCUUCGCCCCGGUCCAGCGAUCGACGCAGACAACUUAUUCGGAUUUUCCGGGUCCUUCCGAAAACUGGAAGUCGACUAGGACCCGACAAUUCAUGCUAAGUUUUGCAUUUUGUACAUAAUGUAUGCGUAAUUGUAUCACCGCGUUAGGAGACUAUGAAAUUAUCGCUACCCGAUAUUGCACCACUGCUUUGGUUGGGGAAAAAAGUCGAGGGUGCCCGAUUAUUGAUCCGAUAGAUGACGUACCUUGGUACAGUUUACACAUGGGGUUAUCAUUCCAAGAGUAUUUUUCGGAAGCGGAAAGUAAUGCGAUGAUUUCUAGAAAGGAAAAUUACAAACCAAGGGAUGCAGUAAUUCAAAUUUAUAAUGGAACAGUGUCACGCCGAGUAUAACAUUUUUCCAUUCCGAUUCAAAGCUAUGUGAAUUAGGCAAGUUCUGCACCAAGGCUACAUAAUAAAUUCAUAUUUCAAAUGUAAUUGUUCGUUGCGAUAAGAUUAUUACAAUUGAAUGGAACUUUGUUCGUUUUGAACAAUUAUACAAAUACUCGAGACAAAAUUCGAAUCCUGAAGUAAUAAUCACGCGAGUCACAUGCACUUACGCUAACGUAGUAAAUAAUUUACACUCAUACCUUUGUAUCGAUCAUUUAAAAAUUUGCAACGAUAUGUUGACAAUUGUAUAAAAUAUACGCGCAAUCAAACGAGUAUUUUUAAAAAAGUUGAACUCGUUACAUGUGUGAUACCGGGACGCAGAUUUCCACCCUUAGGCAGGUUUGACCCAGAAAUGGCACACCCGCACUUCGACGCGAUUCGUUGGCAACACAAAACUGACGGAAUCCAAAAAUUUCGCUAUUCUGGUAUUUUUGUUUCAAAAAGCCUGCGGAGACCCACGGCCUACAAAUUAUUUGAUGAAUGAAUUUAAAAAAAUAUGAAGCGCGAAAUUGUUCGACUAGACCGAACGGAUCACUUUUUACGCUCAUUUAGUUCCUGCAAUUUCUCUUGCAAGAAACGGGAUGUAACGGUGAGUGGGAAGUUCGGUUGACCGUGUAAUGCACCGCACGACAAGUCGCGCGUCGAAUCUAAUCUUGACCCGAUUCGCAACAGUCUUAUUCCCGUUAUUUUCUGCAAAAAAACAACCUGCCUCAAGUUUAACAUGCGUUCUGCGUUAAAACCUAACAUAUUCCUGAUUUCCCUCAACUUUAGCAAGUUAAAGUACACGUGUACACGUAGACCUACUCCCAUUAGGGAAAAUAAAAAUUUUAUGAAUUUUA
Athalia rosae (coleseed sawfly) is the source of this 3305-nucleotide messenger RNA. Its product is annotated as retinol-binding protein pinta-like. Bases 1206 to 2120 code for a protein of 304 amino acids. The transcript is spliced from 7 exons. Gene Ontology annotation, cellular component: membrane. Lineage: Eukaryota; Metazoa; Arthropoda; Insecta; Hymenoptera; Athaliidae. Gene Ontology annotation, molecular function: phosphatidylinositol bisphosphate binding. The record is from RefSeq and is a predicted model, not a curated record.